AUGUUCAAGUCGGUCUUUUUAGUUUUAUCUUGCUCUUGUUUGAUUACUGCAUUGAAUGUAUCGAGUAUAUCUGAUUGUCCUGGACUAUUGCCUCGAAUUCAUCCUGCUCAAGAUGUGACUGACUUAAGAAUGGAUGAUAUCAAAAUCAUGGCUUCUUUAGGAGAUAGUAUCAUGGCAGGCUAUGGUAUGGAAAAUAUACCCAAAACACCUCUUGGUUUUAUGAAUAAAAACAUCUUGACUGAAUUUCGGGGUCAAAACUAUAUGAUGGGUGCAGAUGAAGGUGCAGUAAGCAUAGCUAAUUUCAUCAAGCACUACAGUCCCUUUCUUGUGGGUCCUUCUAGCCAGAGUCACCCAUUAGGCUAUGUCAGAGGAAGUUUUCCUCUUCAUUAUAACUAUCAACAGGAAUGGAAAAUCAUUCAUGUUCAUAUAGGCAGCAAUGAUCUAUGUCGAGCCAGUGAAGAAGAGUUUAUGAAUGCUACACUUCCAGAAAACUAUGCUAAAGAUAUAGAGGCAGCUAUUCAACGUAUUCAAUCUCAAGUGCCCAAUGUACUAGUGAAUCUCAUUGGUAUGCUCAAAGUAACAGAUAUUCAACCCUUGGUUACAGACCAUUCAGAUUACUGUCAAUAUAGUAUUCUUAAGCAACCUUGUCAUGGACUCAAGACAAAAGAAGCCAUGGAACGAAUGGAUAUCCUAAGAGAAGAAUAUGAUGCCAAGUUGGCCAUAUUAGCUCAGAAAUAUGCUGCAAAACCAGGAGGAACAUUUGGUGUGAUGUUUACGCCUAUACCAUUUGAUUUAACGUCUUUUCCUAUUGAGGCAUUCAGUAAUAUUGAUUGCUUCCAUCCUUCAACCUUGGGUCAUCAAUGGAUUGCAAAAGCAAUGUGGAAUCAAGUCUUUUUAGAUAGAGACAGAAGACCCUCUCUUGUUCAAUUUGAUCAAGAGCAACAGAUUUACUGCCCUACUGAGAAUGAUAGAAUUAUCAUAAAAUAA
This is a messenger RNA of Gilbertella persicaria, 987 nucleotides long. RefSeq lists its product as uncharacterized. The coding region runs from base 1 to 987 and encodes 328 amino acids. NCBI's taxonomy places the organism in Eukaryota, Fungi, Mucoromycota, Mucoromycetes, Mucorales, Choanephoraceae. Gene Ontology annotation, biological process: phospholipid metabolic process. The transcript is spliced from 8 exons. Gene Ontology annotation, molecular function: glycerophospholipase activity. The record is from RefSeq and is a predicted model, not a curated record.